CUUCAAUUUAUCCAUCUCUGCAGUCUGGCAGCAUCGCAAGCACACGCCUGGUUGCCCCAGAUAGAACUCACUUGCCCUAUAAAAGGACAUAUCAGCAUACUACUGUUCGAUUGAUCCCUCAGCAUCUGAGGAACCCCAAUAAGCAUGGCCGACUACUCUUUCGGCGGCACCGAGGAGGAGAAUGCGGAGCUGAGAAAACUCGAAGUUGAGCUAGCUGAAGAUCCCGAUAAUUUCGAGACAUGGGAGAAGCUAGUUCGUGGCUCUGAAGCUCUGGAGGGCGGAAUCAAUCGCAACUCGAAUCCCCAGGCAAUCACAACAGUGCGACAUGCCUAUGACCGAUUUCUCGCCAAGUUUCCUUUGCUAUUUGGAUACUGGAAGAAAUAUGCCGAUCUUGAGUUCUCUAUCGCUGGAACCGAGGCUGCAGAAAUGGUCUACGAACGAGGCGUCGCUAGCAUACCCACCUCUGUCGACUUGUGGACUAACUACUGCGGCUUCAAAGUCGAAACCAACCAUGACUCGGAUGUCAUCAGAGAGCUUUUUGAGCGAGGCGCGAAUUGCGUGGGAUUAGAUUUUCUCGCUCACCCGUUCUGGGACAAGUAUAUCGAAUUUGAAGAGCGUCUCGAGGCUUUUGAUAAGAUUUUUAGCAUACUUGCUCGAGUGAUCCACAUUCCUAUGCACCAAUAUGCUCGCUAUUUUGAAAGAUACCGUCAACUCGCCCAAAACCGGCCGGUAAACGAGUUGGCUCCGCUUGAGACUUUGUCCCAAUUCAGAUCCGAAAUUGAGUCUGCGUCCGCCGAGCUUCCUCCGGGUGCUAAAUCUGAGGCAGAGAUCGAAAGGGAUCUCCGGUUACGCUUAGAUACAUACCAUCUAGAGGUUUUCUCUAAGACCCAGACUGAGACAACCAAACGCUGGACUUAUGAGUCUGAGAUCAAACGUCCCUAUUUCCACGUAACUGAGCUAGACGAAAGCCAGCUUGCCAACUGGAGACGCUAUCUCGAUUUUGAAGAAUCAGAAGGCUCCUAUGCCCGAACCUCUUUUCUAUAUGAGCGAUGCCUUGUCACAUGCGCCCAUUAUGACGAAUUCUGGCUACGUUAUGCUCGAUGGAUGUCCGCACAGCCUGAAAAGGAGGAAGAGGUUCGGAAUAUUUACCAACGAGCAAGCACUAUAUACGUACCAAUCGCACACCCUACUGUGCGUUUGCACUAUGCCUAUUUUGAAGAGAUGUCGGACCGGGUUGAUAUCGCCAAAGACAUCCACGACGCCAUUCUCGUCACUCUGCCCAAUCAUGUGGAUACUAUCGUUUCUUUGGCCAAUAUCACCCGUCGUCAUGGGACACUUGAAGACGCUAUUCAAGUUUAUAAGAGCCAUAUCGAGUCGUCAGAAACUGAUGUGGCUACGAAAGCCGCUCUCGUUGCUGAAUGGGCUACCCUAAUCUGGAAGGUCCAAGGAUCACCAGAAGAUGCGAGGUCUGUUUUCGAAAGCAACCAUCAACAAUACCUGGAUAGUCGUGCAUUUUGGACACGGUAUCUGCUCUUCGAGCUAGAGCAACCCUCGAGCACUUCCACGGAAUCUGUCCAAUAUGAGCGAAUCAAAAAGGUGGUCGAUGACAUUCGAACCAAGAGCGCUCUAUCUGCGGAGGCGAUCAAGGAACUUGUUCAGAGCUAUAUGAUCUAUCUACUUGAGAGAGGGACCAAAACAGCUGCUAAGGAGUACAUUACCCUGGACCGUGAAGUUCAUGGCCCACCCUCUGUAUCCCCAACAAACAAGAAAGAGUCAGGUAAAGCCGUUCAGAGUAUUCCUCCAGCUGCACCAGUCCCAGACCCAGCUGCGGCCGCCUACGCUUACUAUCAACAGCAGCAGCAAGCAGUUGCGAAUGGAGCGGUCCAACCGGCUCAAUAUUGAUAACACCCCAUACCUUUCUGUCAGUGAUUCUAACUAAUGUCUACCGGCUGCUACUUCUUUUCGAACAUAGAACAUUUCAGUAGGGAACUGGAUGGUUUGUAUUGCUUUUAAAUUCAAGGCUUGUCCUUUUCAAGCGGCGCAUUGACGGUACCUGUGUGGGCAUGAUUGAUUUGAUUUCCAUGGAGUAGAUUGCGCAGCUUAGCUGCAUAAACCAGACUGGUAGUUCGUAUCGCUAUUAGUUACCCAUUCUCGAAUCAAUAUUUGGAUUAAAUAUACACAAA
Talaromyces proteolyticus is the source of this 2183-nucleotide messenger RNA. RefSeq names its product putative mRNA splicing protein. Gene Ontology annotation, molecular function: protein binding. NCBI's taxonomy places the organism in Eukaryota, Fungi, Ascomycota, Eurotiomycetes, Eurotiales, Trichocomaceae. Gene Ontology annotation, biological process: mRNA 5'-splice site recognition; RNA processing. The transcript is spliced from 5 exons. Gene Ontology annotation, cellular component: commitment complex; U1 snRNP; U2-type prespliceosome. Bases 145 to 1902 code for a protein of 585 amino acids. The record is from RefSeq and is a predicted model, not a curated record.